Brugia malayi is the source of this 375-nucleotide messenger RNA. RefSeq lists its product as uncharacterized. Gene Ontology annotation, cellular component: cytosolic large ribosomal subunit; ribosome. Gene Ontology annotation, biological process: cytoplasmic translation; ribosomal large subunit biogenesis. The record is from RefSeq and is a predicted model, not a curated record. Gene Ontology annotation, molecular function: structural constituent of ribosome. The transcript is spliced from 2 exons. The coding region runs from base 1 to 375 and encodes 124 amino acids. Lineage: Eukaryota; Metazoa; Nematoda; Chromadorea; Rhabditida; Onchocercidae.
AUGGCAAAAACUGUUGGCGAAGCUAGGCAGCAUGGUCCAAAUCCCGCUGGUCGUCUUUAUGUUAAAGCUGUAUUCGCAGGUUACAAACGUUCACAGCGAAAUCAGCACGAGCAUACAGCCCUGCUAAAGUUGGAUGGUGUCUAUAACAAGAAUGAUGCCCAGUGGUAUGUUGGUAAACGUGCACUAUACGUUUACAAGGCGCGUAACAAGAUCAGGUCGGCGAAUAAAGAACCGAGCCGAGUCCGUGCUAUAUGGGGAAAAUUGAUACGCGUGCAUGGUAAUGGCGGCACACUGCGAGCUAAGUUUCAUCGUAAUCUCCCACCACAAGCGAUGGGAAAACGUAUCAGAAUAAUGCUUUAUCCUUCGAACAUAUGA